Messenger RNA from Aspergillus sclerotioniger CBS 115572, 5963 nucleotides. RefSeq names its product cellular morphogenesis regulator DopA. Gene Ontology annotation, cellular component: endosome; trans-Golgi network. Lineage: Eukaryota; Fungi; Ascomycota; Eurotiomycetes; Eurotiales; Aspergillaceae. The record is from RefSeq and is a predicted model, not a curated record. Gene Ontology annotation, biological process: Golgi to endosome transport. Bases 246 to 5804 code for a protein of 1852 amino acids. The transcript has 7 exons.
GAAACAAGCAUUGAUGGACAGAGAGAAGGGGAGCGAACUGGAGCCUCCCGGCGGAGCUCCCCCCAAGGCGGGCAGGCGGACGACGCCAGAUAGACGGAAACAUGGCCGCCUGGCCCUUUCGAAUCAUCAGCUCAACCAGCCAGCCAACCAGCCCCCCACUCAGUCUGUCCUGAUGCACAAAAUAUGACGAGGUGCGACCCGCAGCCAGACUUUCAGGACAGUAUUGAUCACCCGACAAUCGCACCAUGAGCCUUGAUCCGAGCUCGUUUCCGAGGUCCAACUCCCCCGCAAGCUCCGACAGCUCUCUCACGCGCUCCCGACUACGGGGGAAGGAAGAACCUUUGAAAAAGGACAAGAACUACCGUCGCUAUGCUACCACGGUGGAACGGGCUCUGUCGUUGUUCGACACCGCGUUGCAGGAAUGGGCGGAUUACAUUUCGUUCCUCAGCCGGCUGCUGAAGGCCCUCCAAUCUCACCCGGUGGACCUCCCUAUUGUGCCUCAUAAACUACUGGUUGCGAAACGCCUUUCUCAGUGCCUGAACCCUUCAUUGCCGUCCGGUGUUCAUCAGAAAGCUCUCGAAGUUUAUACAUACAUAUUCAAUCUAAUCAAGCCGGAAGGACUGUCGCAGGACCUACCUUUGUAUCUCCCCGGAAUCGCGCCCACGUUGACAUUUGCUUCACUUACCGUUCGUCCCCUUUUUCUGUCUCUGACGGAGACAUAUAUAUGCAGCCUAGAACCAUGGGCGAUUCGACCGGCUUUAAAGGCCAUCAUUCUGGCCCUUCUGCCAGGGUUGGAGGAGGAAACAAGUGACGAUUUUGACCCUACGAUGCGACUCGUCAAUAAAUUUCGCGACAUCGCGAGCAAGAUGGAUACGUAUAAACAGGGAGAAGAGGCCAGCCCUAGCGGCCAUUACUUCUGGCAGUGCCUAUUUCUUGCGUCCAUCACCAGUCCUAGCCGACGUGCAGGUGUACUUGCUUAUCUGAACCGCUAUCUCCCGAAGCUGGGCAUCACGGACCGCAGGCCGAGCAAAGGCGAUGUGAGCGAUGCUCCGGACCUACCUCAUGACAUUUCCGUGGCAGCUGAUUCAGUAAUCCUGCCGGAACCUGGCUUGCUGAUUCGGUGUUUCGCAACUGGGCUGGCAGACGAGCAAGUGCUUGUCCAGCGGAAUUUCCUCGAUUUGCUUGUGACACAUCUGCCACUGAGCUCGCCUAUCUUGCAAUCCCGAAUUACCAAGGACGACCUCCAGAGACUGAUAAUUGCAGCCGUGGGGGUUGUGUCGCGGCGAGACAUGAGCCUGAACAGGAGGUUAUGGUCCUGGCUCCUCGGCCCAGAACCUUCGAACGACCGGCCUUCAUUUGAAGUCCGCAACUCCAUAUCAGACAAUGCGUAUCAACCGGGUCCUGAUGCCCAGGAAAUAUCGCAGUCCGAGUAUUUCAGUAGAUUCGGGCUGACUCCUCUCGUAAACGGCCUGCUCGGUAUGAUUGAAAGAGACACAGAGGUACCUUCGGAAAAGACAAGGCCAUUCCGCAUAUCUCUUUCAUUGAUGGACCGGUGGGAAGUUGGCGGCUACAUUGUACCAGAGGUUUUCUUGCCAAUCAUGCGAAGUGUUCAAGCCUUUGAAUCGAAAGCGCCCAGAAGCCAGUUUGAGGAAGUUUUCCGCAGUGCCAGCUCUUUCUUUGACGGUGUGGAAAGCGGGGUCAUUUUCUCUGAACUUCUCUAUCUGAUUGAUUGGAAGUCCCAUGACCUAGCUUCUGGAAACGAAAAAGUACUAAAAAAUCUGGAACUUGCGCAUUUUAUUCUGGAAAACUUCAAUGUGCGCGAAGAAGACAUGGUGCUUGCACACGUACCCUUACUGACUCUUUCUACCGUCAUCAAAACGAGCGAUCUCUCCCCAGAAAAGAAUCCCAGACUGAGUGCUGAUCAGCUACAUCUUGUGGCAAGCGGGUUAUCCAAAGUUAUGAAUUCUUUAACUGGGCUACUUACCGAGAGGGCUUUCUCGAUGAAGUCAGAUACACUUAAGGGGGACAGCUCUAGCUCUGACUUAGCUGGCUCUGAUAUCCUAAGCAGGAUACAUGCCUUUUAUGAACAAAGCAAAAACAGCCUGGAUCCUCAGCCACUUCCCUUCGCCCCUAAGCCCCUGGGAGAACUCAUUGUUCGGAAUGCCUACGAGCAAGCUAUCGAAGCCCUCGAUGGUCACGGUGACGCCACACAGAUACACGAAAGAAUGAGCCUUCUCAUCAUAAAGCUGAAGAAACUCCCGAAGACACGGUUGUUACGCGAUAGGCGCCUUUACCUAGCACUUUGCAACCGUGUUCGCACCGAACAAGUCGAGACGUCCACUGCCUCCUUCUCGGCCAUUUCCUCCAUCGCUUCCGCCAUGACGAGCAUGUACUUUAUCCACAGUCCUGGGUAUUAUAUCAGCUAUGAAGAUGUCUCCGACUUGAUACCGGCGCUUGUUGGCCGCCUGUGGCAAUUUCUCUCACCGUUAAACCCCAAGUUUCAUGUCGAGGCAGUUCGUUCCUUAUGGCACUUGCAUUCUGUCUCGUGGUCGGAUCAUCUAGUUGAGGCUGCCAUUGCCUCCUUGAUGGUUGAUGUACCCGGCGGAUAUCGCCAAGUAUCGUCAGCAGAGCAAGCCGGACGGUAUUUUGUUCUCUGGGCUCACAGUCACCACGGCACAUAUGAGCUUCCUCCGAAGCAUCUCCAUGUUUCCCCCCAGUCCGGAAUCUCAUACCAAUCCUCGAUGCUUGAGCGCCCUCUCUUCAUUGCUUUGGAUUUGCUCAAUCAGGGUGUAAAUGAGGCUUCUCAGACCGUGCACCGUUGGCUCGAAGAUCUGUCUUCCAUACACAAGGUCUUCCGUAUGGUUGUUACGAGACUUGACCGUCUCUUCCAACGGUCCGAUAGCUUGGAGCCAGACACUGCGAAUCCAACCAUCUCCCCUGAAGAUUACAAAGAGUGCAACUAUCUAUUGCAGACAAUUUCCAAUCUGAUAUCAACGCUUGCCCAUAACGGAUGGAUCAGUCUGCUCACGCAGACGCUGGUCCUAGUUGAGAAACACAAGGAUAGCCCCACAUCAGAAGAUAACGUUGGUGCUCAAAGCCUUCAUGCCGUCAUAUUCCAAUCAUCUCUUAAAGUGGUUAGUGGGCAUACAACGACCGCCGCGCAGAGUUUGGAGGAGGUUAAACUGCAACAAACUGCCCUGCUUGUCAUGCGCCAGCUUCUACUGGGUCCUGGAGCCGAAGAAGUGGCUGAGUCGGGGAUUGACUCGUUCUUAGUUGAUCGGCUCUCCAGUGUGCUCGAUAAAGGCGGCAGUGUCGCCAUUCAAGCGGCACUAAUUGACACUCUUCUCGCGGCGUUAAAGGUUCGGUUCGCUCAGGCAUACCUUCCACCUCCCCCACCACGGCCAAAGCAUCAAAGAGUCGGGUCCCGGGAGCGUCUGACUAGUCCUUCCAUCUUGUCUUUCACAAGCGACAAACCAGAUAGGACGCCUAUAAUGCCUCUUCUUCCUCAACCCCCUCAGCAGCUUCUUGAAUGCCUUCUCAAGGGCAUAAGCUCCCCCAAUUCCAGAGAAAUAGUGGAGAGGUGGACCGUAUUGCUUUGUGAAGUGCUUCCGCUGUAUACGGGAUCGAUCUUCCAAAUCCUCUUGAUGUUGGUGGAAUGUUUUUGCAAGGAAAUCCAACUAGCAUAUGCGAGCCUACAGCUAUCAUUCAAGCGUACCGAGGGUUGGCCUGAGGAUCGUUCUGAGCACGCCACAAUCGCUUUACUCACUGGUCUCGAAACAUGCAUUGCAACUGCCCACGAGCGUCUGCUAGUGGAAGAAGCCAAUGUGCCGGCCGCCAAAAGCCCGGACCAGAAUCAUGGGUUCUUUGGAAACAUGGUGUCGGGUGUCUUUGCAUCUGAAGCGAGUCAUACUCGAUCCAGUGCAGCGAAUAACCGACUUACCGUUUUGCUUUGCUUCCAAGACGCCGUGAGACUUUGCUUUUCGAUCUGGUCAUGGGGCGCGGUAGAGCGCAGCACCCUUCCCCAAGACCCGGAAUCUCUGGCCUCAUUCCAAUACACAUCUCUCCGCAUGAGGAAUCGAUCGCGUCGAAUUCUUGAACACCUUUUCACGGCCGAGGCGCUCGAGUGUCUUGAGACCGCGGUGGAGGUGUGGACCAAAUCCGACCCCGAUACUUCGUCCCUGAUCAUUAGCCUGCUUCAUACCCUGGACGGAUCUCGACCAAAGAUCACCAUCCCAGCUGUCUUCAACUCCAUCUACACGCGGACAAACCCUGCCGCAUUGGAUCCUGGCCGCAAGUCCACCUUAACCGCAAGUCUGACGGAAUCUGAACUGGCAGGUUUCCUAGUGACCUAUGCUCGAUCACUCGAUGAUGAUGUCCUCGAUGAGAUUUGGGCAGAUUGUACGACGUUUCUACGGGAUGUUCUGAGCAACCCUUUUCCGCAUAGGCAGAUCCUUCCACGGUUAGUGGAAUUUGCUGGGAUCCUUGGAGCGAAGUUGGAAAAUACAAGUUUUGGAGAAGAUCGGCGGAUGAGAAAGGAGCUUGGGGAUGUACUACUCCGUCUGCUGACGGCAAUAUUCACCAGCAAGCCCCUGGGUCUUUCGCCGGAGUCGGCACUUCUUGGUCGGGCAUCAAUCGACUAUGACAGUGCGUCAGUGCCACAUGUUGGGCCGGAUGACAUGCUCAGCAUUCUUGCCGCCUCGAUGCCCGCCUUCACGACCACCCUGGGGGAGUCGGACCGCAUCAACACAGCGGUGUCGGGGAUUUCCACCAAUGUAGUUGGGCCUCUCUUCCGCUCACGCCUCUUCCCGAACAACGUGAGCCGGAACUUCAUGGUCCUGCUCCAGCACAUAGCCAAGAUACCGGUUGCCUCCAAGGUUUGGAGGAAGGAUGUAUCCGACGCCUUCAAUGACCCAAGGUUCUUCGGGAUGCAGAUGGAUCUUGUGAAAGACGGCUGGAUGAACCUUCUGCGGCAAUGGGUGCUUGCAGACAAGGAUCGGUUCUCAGAGCUGAUGGCUCGACUCACUCCGCCGAGUACUGCGGGCAUCAUGUUUGGCGUUGGAGCUUCUGCCGCCCGUCUCGAGGCUGAUCGAAAGGCACAGUUGAAUCUCCGUAGGAUAAGCCUCCUUAUUCUGUCCGCCAGCAAUGAAUACUUCAUUACGGAGCUGCCUGCGCUCCUUCAGAAAUUGGAAGAUCUCUUGGGAGCGACCAGCUCAUCGUCCCCAUCGUCUACGACCCGGUCGGAGGUCUUUAUGGUUCUUCGAGCCCUAGCACUCAAGAGCACAUCCACGACUCUGACCACAUUCUGGCCGUUGAUUAACUCCGAGCUCCAAGAAGCCAUCUCAUCGGUGCCACUCGGACAGCAGCAGGAAGUGUACAACCCAUACGCGCUGCUUCAGGCGUGCAAGCUUCUCGAUACACUGCUCAUCCUAGCGCCGGAUGACUUCCAACUCCUCGAAUGGCUGUAUGUAACCGAUACCAUUGAUGCAGUCUACCCUCCGGAGCGAUUCGAACCUUUGGCACUCGCCGACGAAAUAUCACAGAGUUUGGGUGCACGCGGGUCCGCCUCAUCAGAUGGGCUCGGGGAGACCACCGACAGCCAUGGAGGGAAGCAGCCAAGCUUGACGGCUGACUGGAUCCGUGAAACAGCGAAGGAUGAGAUUGUUGAACGCGUGCUUCGGCCAUUCUUCGAUCAGCUCAGUAUUCAUGCUUUCGAGAGCACGUAUAGCAUGGGCCAUCCGCGGUUGGAUGUCUGCCGCGACGACUUGUUGGCGGAUCUGUUCAAUGAAAGUACGAUGGCUAAUUAACAGCGUAGUCCAUUUGUUCCCGGUUAUCUAGCGAGCUCUUGUAUAAUACCCAAUGCCUGCAUGCCACCUCCGAGGUCAGUUGCACGAUCUGCAGUCUCUGUACUAGAUAGACUUGACCAUUUCAGCGUUGCUUUUGGGCGUCUGGUAAUUAUCGAUCCG